AUGAUUGAGCUCGGCCUCAGUCGGAUUUCCCGGCUGGUUCAGCAGACGUCUUUGUCGUGGAAGGCCAUCCAUAUAGCGGGAACAAAUGGCAAAGGCUCCAUCAGCGCGUAUUUGUCUCAUCUAUUGACUUCUGGGGGGGUCCGUUGCGGUCGCUUCACCUCCCCACACUUAGUCGACCGGUGGGAUUGCAUCACCAUCGGGGAGAGGGUGGUCCAAGAGUCUCUAUUUCGCCAGAUUGAGGCCGAAGUCAAAUUAAGGGACCAGACCCUGGGGAUUGGGGCAAGCGAGUUCGAGUUGCUGACGGCAACGGCCUUCGAGAUUUUCCAUCAUGAAAGGGUUGAGGUUGGGGUGGUCGAGGUAGGCAUGGGUGGUCGACUGGAUUCGACGAACAUCCUGAAAGAUGUUCUUGUGUCCGUUAUUGCCAAGAUAGGGUUGGACCAUCAAGCCUUGCUCGGUAAUACCAUCGAAGAAAUCACCCGGGAGAAGGCCGGAAUAUUGAAGAGCGGAGUUCCCUGCGUGGUUGAUGGAACUAAUUCCUCGGCCGUGACGACCACUCUUGAAGACCGUAUCAAAGAGCUUGGUAUCGAUGCGACCUAUACUCGUCCGGAAGCUCCGGACGAGCACUCACCUCCCCUCGCCCAACUCUUCUCAAAGCUUGACCUUUUACCACACCAGCAAGCGAACAUGUGCUGUGCCGUUUCGGCUCUGAAAUUUGCCAUGCCAAAAAUCCGUCCGGAUAUCGAGGUGGACUCACUUAUUCCACAGCUCUCGAAUGUUGAGUGGCCCGGACGUCUACAGAGUAUUAUCUUGCAGCCUCUGGCCACCCGUAAAGAGCCCGUUCUACUGGAUGGGGCGCAUAAUGUCCAGUCUGCUGAGGUUCUUGGACAAUAUGUCGACCGCAGGUUACGCCCACUGGGAAAGCCCAUUACUUGGUUAAUUGCAGUAUCCAGUGGAAAAGACGUCAACGAAAUAUUCCACCCUAUCAUCAAGGAAGGUGACCAUGUCGCAACAACUGCGUUUGGGCCAGUUGAUGGAAUGCCCUGGGUCAAAGCCGCUGAUCCGGAGGAGCUCGCCUCGUGUGUCAGAACCAUCUCCGGAGUUGGAGAAGUGAGGUCUUUUGGGACAGAAGUUGUAGAUGCCAUUGAUUGGGCCAGUGGAGAGGCUAACGGUGGUCCGCUGGUCAUUGCUGGCAGUCUUUAUCUUGUAUCGGACGUUCUUCGUCACUUGAGGGAAGCCCGAGACCCGUCAGGUAACGUGCAUUAG
Molecule: messenger RNA, 1263 nt
Organism: Aspergillus tanneri
Lineage: Eukaryota; Fungi; Ascomycota; Eurotiomycetes; Eurotiales; Aspergillaceae
Gene: FOL3
Product: dihydrofolate synthase
Exons: 1
Coding region: 1-1263 (420 amino acids)
Biological process (GO): folic acid-containing compound biosynthetic process
Cellular component (GO): cytoplasm; cytosol; mitochondrion
Molecular function (GO): dihydrofolate synthase activity; tetrahydrofolylpolyglutamate synthase activity; ATP binding
Source: RefSeq, a predicted model, not a curated record